AUGUACAACCCCAAGAAACUUGAUGAUAUCGAAAAUUACAUUCUGCGAAUAAAAAAGGGUUUAAUGACGUUUGAUAUAAAUAAGGAUGACAUAACGGACAUGGCCAUAGAAAUGUCAUCGCUGGGAAAUAUGGUGAUGGAUGUUGAGGAGCACAGCGUUGAGCUGACAGACGAAAAGGACCAGGAGAGAUUCUUUGUGUACAAGAAAACUUUAAAUGAGCUGCGCGACCAGUUGAACGAACUGAACAAGCAGAGAAUAUCGAGCGCUAGCUUUGAAGAAGUGAGUCGCUACGACGAAACGGGCGAUGAACAGUUGAGUGAGAGCCAGCGGUUUUACAAACGUGGGAACGAAAAGCUUGAUAGCUUGAUUUCCGAUGCUGUCAGCAAUCUCGACAGCCUGUGUAAACAGAAGAGAAUCAUAAAUAAAACGAGAAAUACCCUUUUGAGGGGAAAAGAUAGAAUAGGGGAUGGUAUACAAGUGCUCAAAUCAAUAAGUGAUAGAUAUUUGAAUGAUUAUUAUGUUUUUAUAAUUGGUGUUGCUGUUAUUGUGUUCUUUAUCGUAGUGGUGAAGGUUGUUUUAUAAAAUUGUGCAGAGGUGUUUUUUGGCUGAAAACCGGUGA
Vavraia culicis subsp. floridensis is the source of this 619-nucleotide messenger RNA. RefSeq lists its product as uncharacterized. NCBI's taxonomy places the organism in Eukaryota, Fungi, Microsporidia, Pleistophoridae. The coding region runs from base 1 to 582 and encodes 193 amino acids. The transcript has a single exon. The record is from RefSeq and is a predicted model, not a curated record.